Messenger RNA from Centruroides sculpturatus (bark scorpion), 2081 nucleotides. RefSeq lists its product as uncharacterized. The transcript has 2 exons. Lineage: Eukaryota; Metazoa; Arthropoda; Arachnida; Scorpiones; Buthidae. The record is from RefSeq and is a predicted model, not a curated record. The coding region runs from base 523 to 1326 and encodes 267 amino acids.
AAUUAUUAUAUCAGAAGCUCAGUUAAAUAAAGUCCUGAACAGGCAAUUGGAACUUCAUAUUAUAUAUUUUGAAAAUUCGAAAGUACUGUUUAUGCCUUAUCCAAUCGAGACCAUCAGACAAUUCGUUACUUAUGUACGGACGGACGAUCCCGGAUUGUUUUCUUUUACACACGCUUUCGAUCUGUAUCACUUGAGUUUAAGAUACGAGUUAGAAAAUUUAAAAAAAAAUGCGGAUUAUUUAUCAUUCGGCAAAUAAAUCUGCAUACCGUCUGUGUAAUCCACGAUUUUGCACGUGAAAUCGGUGAUCUGGUCAUAACUUAUUAUUGCUGGCUAGCUUUCGACGAACUCGGAGAAAGGCUAUUUUCAACAGUCGACUUUAUGUGCUGUAAAAUUGCAACAAUUGAUAGACUGCUAUCUCGAGCGAUAUAUCAAUCAGUCAGUGAAUUGCGAUUACUACAAGCCGUGUAUCAGUGGAGCAUAGAAGAAGUUAAAAGAAAAUAAGGGGCAGACAACUUUCAUUUGAUGAAUCAAGAAUCGAAAAAGAAUGCAAUAAGAAUUGUUAUGGAGCCAUUUAUUGUAAAAGUCAGAUUUCUUGCCAUGGAUGAACACGAAUUGCAAUCUUGUGUUUUUACAAUGAACUUGUUAAGCGAAGAAGAAAAGUGUGAAAUCUGGCAUGCUUUUAAGUAUGGUUAUUAUUCCUUGUAUCCCAGUUACUUCAGUCCAGAAACAAAAACCAGAAGCGUAAUAAAUUAUUGUAACUUGUUCUCGUACGUAAAUCUUGGAAAUUCGUUUAUGGUCGCAAACAGAAAGAUGGAAGAUUGCACAUAUUUUAGCAGCGAAGUAGUUGUGAGAGAAGAUUGUUACGUCACGGCUCUUCGAUUUCCGGUGAACCUUGGCGAACGUUUUCCAAUGUACGUAUACGGGUAUAUUAACUCUUUGGACAACGGACAGUUUUCGUUUGACACCGUUUGCAAUGGAGACGGAGUAGCAUAUCUGCAAACGUUUUUGUAUCUAGAAAAACAUUGGUCAAUUCGUUUAUUUGCUUUCUUUUUCCACGCUGAAAAUGUCCAACCCGAUAUCGAGUUUUCACCUGAACUGAGUUACUUUGUGAGUGACGAAAGAACAGAUGCAAGGAAAUUUGAAGACAAAAUUCUAACCUGUUACAGAAACCUUGUGAAUAAUAUUUACUUUUCGGUUGAUUUAUAUUUUUUAAAUGAAAAGUUCCUCUGGUGUAAAGAGAAAUUUGAACGAAAAUAUGAUGUAAAGUUAAAUUCGAAUAUUAUUAUUUCUGUAAAAUAUCUGCAAAAUGGGUGUGUACGUGAAUGAAAUAAUGAAUUUAUUGGAUUUACAGAGAACAAAAUUUAAAUUUAAAGUGCUUAUUAAUGUAAUUUUUUUCUGAAAAGUAUAUUGUCAUUAGUCGAGUUCUUUAAAAUUUAAAAUUUGGUAUUUGCAAAUAUAUCAUCAUUAAGAACGUUUAUAAUUGUCAGCAUUUUAAUGAUAACUACGUGGGUGAUUUUACUUUUUAUUGCAGUAGAUGUUCGAGAAGAAAUAUAAUUAAUCUUUUAUGUCUUCAUGUUAGUGAUGAUAGAAAUAAGAAGAGUUAAAACUAGAAUUUUUGUCUAAAUGUACGAGCUAUUCGAUAUCCACGUUUCAAUUUUAUUAUUUACAGUAUUGUCCUUUGUAUUCGUUGUAUAGAAUGUGAUUUUUUUUCCAUUCUUUUCAUCUACGACGCUUCGCGUAAAUUUAAUUGGCUUCAAAUUUGAUUUUUUCAAUUGAAUGUGUCCGGAAAUCUUACCUAGUUAUUGACAUUUUCUGUUAAAAGAACAGUGCGUUUAGAACGAGUUGACUGCAGAAUUUCUACAUUAGCAGUUUGCAUAUUCAAAAGAAGCUUUAUAAGGUGUAUCUUUAAUACUACGGGAUUACACUAAGAUAUUUUUUAUAGCGGUACUGUACUUAUUUUUAAUACUAAACAAUGGGACGUUGAAGACCAUUGAGAAAUUUUCGACGAAUUUUUUUAAAAUGUACAAUUUUUAAGAAUAAAUACAAAAUAUUUAUUUAUUAUAUUUACAGCAAUCACAUUU